Molecule: messenger RNA, 5508 nt
Organism: Octopus bimaculoides (California two-spot octopus)
Lineage: Eukaryota; Metazoa; Mollusca; Cephalopoda; Octopoda; Octopodidae
Product: calcium-dependent protein kinase C
Biological process (GO): protein phosphorylation
Molecular function (GO): diacylglycerol-dependent serine/threonine kinase activity; ATP binding; zinc ion binding
Source: RefSeq, a predicted model, not a curated record
UUUCUCUGUCUCUCUCUCUCUUUUCUCUUCCUCCUUUUUUCCUCUGAACACGUUGGUCUCCCCUUCACUCUUUCACUCCCACCUUCACCGAAUGCUACUCACGCAUUGACUCCCUCUCGCUCUCUCUCCCCACCCUUUUUCUUUCUCCUUUUCUCUCUCACUCUAUCUCAAUCGGUUUCACUGUCUGGCUGUCUGUCUCUCUAUCUCUACGUUUGUCUCACUCAUAGUUGAAUGUUCAGAAAAACAUGGCUGACUCAGAGAACAUUCCUCUGAAAGGAGUACAGCGCCGGGGAGCUUUACGGCAGAAAAAUGUAUUCGAGGUGAAAAAUCAUAAAUUUGUACCCCGAUUUUUCAAGCAGCCGACUUUUUGCAGUCACUGCAAGGAUUUUAUUUGGGGAUUUGGCAAGCAAGGAUUUCAGUGCAAAGUUUGCUGUUUUGUUGUACAUAAACGGUGUCAUGAAUUUGUUACAUUUACUUGUCCGGGCGCUGACCAGGGUCCAGACUCUGAUGCUACCAAACUUCAUAGAUUCAAAGUGCAUUCAUAUGGUAGCCCAACUUUCUGUGACCAUUGCGGCUCGCUACUCUAUGGGCUGAUUCAUCAAGGCUUCAAAUGUGAUGCAUGUGAUAUGAACAUACAUAAAAAAUGUCAAAAAAAUGUUCCACAACUGUGUGGCAUCGACCACACUGAAAGGCGAGGUCGUAUUAAACUCAACAUUACAUCCAAGAGGAAUGAACUGCUUGUUAAAGUCCUAGAAGCAAAAAACCUGGUGCCAAUGGAUCCAAAUGGAUUAGCUGAUCCGUAUGUGAAAGUGAAACUUAUUCCAGAUGAAUCAAACAAAACCAAGAAAAAGACCAAAAGAACAAAAGCUACUCUGAACCCUGUUUGGACUGACACGUUCACAUUUGAAAUUGCUCCAGAAGAUAUGUCCAAGAGAUUAUCUUUUGAAGUCUGGGAUUGGGACCGCACUACACGCAAUGAUUUCAUGGGCUCGCUGUCGUUUGGUAUUUCUGAACUUAUCAAAAACCCAGUAGAUGGUUGGUUUAAAUUACUGAAUCAAGAAGAAGGAGAGUAUUAUGGAAUCCCAGUACCUGAUGAACUGUCUCCAAGUAUUCAGGAAAUGAAGAACAAAUUUGAAAAACAACAAAUUGCUGAGCGCAAUCUUCCAUCAUCUUUGAAUGAUCAAAACAUGAGCAAACAAGACCUCGUUCGUGCUAGUGAUUUCAAUUUUAUGACAGUGCUUGGCAAAGGCAGUUUUGGAAAGGUUGUUUUAGCAGAACGGAAGAGCACAGAUGAGUUAUACGCCAUAAAAAUUCUAAAGAAAGAUGUCAUCAUUCAGGAUGAUGAUGUCGAAUGUACAAUGAUAGAGAAGAGAGUUCUGGCUCUUGCAAAUAAACCUCCAUUCCUUGUCCAACUGCAUUCUUGUUUCCAAACUAUGGAUCGGUUGUAUUUUGUGAUGGAGUAUGUUAAUGGUGGUGAUCUUAUGUACCGAAUCCAACAGGAGGGCAAGUUCAAAGAACCUGUGGCAGUAUUUUAUGCAGCAGAAAUUGCAAUAGGUCUUUUUUACCUUCACAACGAAGGUAUAGUUUACAGGGAUUUAAAACUGGACAAUGUGAUGUUGGACUGUGAAGGCCAUAUCAAGAUAGCAGAUUUUGGCAUGUGCAAAGAGGGAAUUAUUCUGGACAAAACUACCAGAACCUUUUGUGGCACACCUGACUAUAUAGCACCUGAGAUUGUAUUGUAUCAACCAUAUGGGAAAUCAGUUGACUGGUGGGCUUAUGGUGUAUUGUUAUAUGAAAUGUUAGCAGGACAGCCUCCAUUUGAUGGAGAAGAUGAAGAAGAACUGUUCACCUCCAUCACAGACCACAAUGUUUCUUACCCCAAGUCUAUGUCUCGAGAAGCUGUGUCAAUUUGUAAAGGAUUACUUACCAAAAACCCCUCCAAGCGUCUUGGCUGCACUAACAACGGUGAACGAGAUAUCAAAGAUCAUGCUUUCUUCAGACGCAUCGAUUGGGCAAAGGUGGAAAGUCGAGAUGUACAGCCACCAUAUAAACCGAAAAUAAAAAGCAAAAAAGAUGUCAGCAAUUUCGACCGCGAAUUCACCAGUGAAGCUCCAAAGUUGACACCAACAGACAAACUGUUCAUUAUGAAUUUAGACCAGACCGAGUUUGCUGGAUUCUCCUACAUCAAUCCUGAAUUUGUUAUCUCUGUUUGAAGAUAUUAGCUGUUGUACCCCCAGACCAUGGCCAAUGAGGUGCCAAUCUUUGUUUGGAUCAGCUUGUGUUGCUAAAACUGGUACCAAGGCUGCAUAGGUUGAAAUUCUUCUCUCCACUCUCAUUUUUGGCUAAAGUUGGUCAACCAGAUUGUCUUUUUAACUAUGUUUCUGUGUGUAUGUGUGUGUGUGGUGUAUAUAUGUAUAUGCAUACAUGUAUAUGUAUAUAAAUACACACAUACACAAAACAUAUAGGCACAACCACUCACACACAUAUAAUAAAUGUAUGCGCAUAUGUAUAUAUAGAUGUGUGUGUAUAUAUAUACAUAGAAAUAUAUAUACGUGUGCAUAUGUGUUUUUGUGUAUGUAUACAUUAAAUAUAUAUGUAUAUACAUAUACAUACAUACAUAGAGAUAGAUAUAGAUAUAUCGUCUGUUUCUAAUUUAUAUACCUAUAUUUAUAUAUAAACAUGCAUAUGCACACAUUUAAUUACUGCUGAUAUCAUCACAGUUUUCCAAACAUUUCUCAAAGAGGGGUAUAAAUACAUAGAUAUUAUAUAUAGACACACAAACAUGUAUGUAUGUGAAUCUGUGUACAUAUAUAUAUAUAUAUAUAAAUAUAUAUAUAUAUAUAUUUAUAUAUAUAUAUAUAUAUAUAUAUAUAUAUAUAUAUAUAUAUAUAUAUAUAUAUAUAUACAUACACAGAUACAUGUACACACACACAUACAUACAUACAUAACCCACUCUUUCGCUAAACUACCUUCUCAAUGACUAUUCUCUUCACACCCUUCUAAUCUCUCCACUAACACUUUACAACUGUGUUGUGUUUGAACACACCCAGUGGUAGAAUCACAUUAUUUUCUUAAUUGCCUCAGGCAGUCUGCGGUGCUUUUGGGAUGUCCCCUCAAUGACUAAGAUCUCCCUGCAACAGGUUCAUUUCUUACAUACAGCACUAUAUACAUAAUUCAUAGAUUGUCUCUUUUUUUUUUUUAUCACUCUCUUUCUCACACACCAUAUAUGAAACACAGUAAUAUAUAUAUAUAUACAUAUAUAUAUAUAUAUAUAUAUAUAUAUAUAUAUAUAUAUAUGUGUGUGUGUGUGUGUGUGUAUACUAUACAGAACUCAUACACACACUUAUACUUACAGCUGCACCAUUUGUGUAUAUAUUUUUAAUUUUGAAAGAUAGAUCUUGUGGAAUAUUGCACUUUUUAUUACCCAAGCACUUCAUGCACACACACACACACACACACAUACAUAUUAUGAAAUACAACUCUAUUACAAUACACAUGAGCUUAAACACUCUUUAUAACAAAUGCAGCCUAUAUAUAUUUAUAUACAUAUUCAUAAACAUAUAUCUGCAUAUAUAUAUAUAUAUAUAUACAUACAUACACAUGCAUAUAAUAUAUACUUGUAUAUAUAUAUAUAUAUAUAUAUAUAUAUAUAUAUAUAUAUAUAUAUAUAUAUAUAUAUAGCUGAGGGCAGUAGACUCCUCUAAUCUAUCAUCACUCAGAACUUUUAUGUUUUUAGUUUAACAAAACUUCACCUUAAUAAUCCCAUAGAUAUAGAAAUAUAUGAUUUUCAAAUUUUGCGUUGCUGUCUUCCUUCUAUUAUCAAUAUUUCUAUCUUCUUCAAUCUCUUAAGGAAACAGUGCCAUUCCAAUUUUAAUCUUUGUUUUAGUAGAACACUCCAUUUCUUCAAAUAUUUUCCAGUCUGUCAAUGUUUCUGUAUCAUGCCGGUGAAAAGUGCUUCAACUUCUUAAUAUAGCCAGCAAAUUUUCUGCAGAUAGUUACCAUUAAAAUGGAAACUAUGUACAAUAGAGCAGAACUCCAGUAUAAGUGUGUAGUGGUAUGCACUAUGAUGUGUGGCUUGUUAGAGAUCACACGUUAAAUACAGAAAAUAAAAUUAAUAACACAAAUAACAUGAAUAACUAUAAAAUAAAGUAAUACAAUAUAGUGUUAAGUAUUCACAUCCAGUCUCAGUGACUUUUCUGGUUGUUUUCUUGUUCAGGUGUACAAAACUGAAGUAAAGAAAUCUGAUACAGUAUUUAGUUAUCAACUUAGAAUAUACAUUUCAAGUAAAACAAAAAUGAAGGAAUUCUGCAGGAUACAUUGAAAUAAUAUAUUGAUAACUAUAACUAAUAGUGUUUUCAUUGAAAUUACAUGAAAUUAAAAUUUCAAUUUUCUUAAUUUCCCAAAAACAAAAUAUUUAACUACAUGAUUAAAUAAUGGCAGUAGUUUUGUGGCAUCUCAUGUCUUUUGACAUGUUUGCAUCAGAGAGUUUCACCUGCUGUUACAAGAGUCUAAGAGUCACACAACUAAUGUCUUUCCUCUGCAUAUAUGAGAUUCCACUUUCACAACCUCAACAAAUUCCUAUAUAGCACUGCUGCUAUGAGCAAAGGCCGUGCUUUCUUUGCAGUGGAGCUGAAAUACUGAAACACUCUUUGUUUCAAUCAGUCUCAUCCUUGAUUCAGUUAUCAACAUUUUACCCAAUUUUUUUCCUAGAGUAAAUCGUUUUAAAUUAUGUACAUACAAAUUCAAGUCUAGAACAUAUUGAUUCAAAUGUAUCAAUAAAUUUUCUUCAUAUAACCAUCCUAACUGCAAAACUAAUAGUUAGAGUAAAGAAAGCGUUCCAGCUUAUGAUGUAUAUGUAUAUAUAUAUAAUGUAGACACAGAAAUCCGAUGCAGUCUUCUGCCUGGCCAGCUCCUGUCAAACCAUCCAACCCAUGCCAGCAUGGAAAGCAGACAUUAAAUGAUACAUGAUGAUGAUGAUGAUAUAUAUACAUAUAUAUAUAUGUGUGUGUGUGUGUAUGUACAUAUAUAUAAAUAUAUAUGUAUGUAUGUAUAUAUACACACACACACACACACAUUUACACAUACAUAACAUACAUACAUACAUAUAUAUAUGUAUAAUAUAUAUAUAUGUUUAUGCUCCAUCAUUCAAACACACACAUAAAUGAACAUAUUUAUGUAUAAAUACACACACACAUCCACAUAUCAACCAAGUGAUUCCCCCAUUAUGUUUGGCUUCCAUGCAGGUUUUACUAAUUUUCAAAACUCCAUGCAUACAUUUCCUUGCUGUGGUUGAGGUCAUUUCAUUGAGGUUUAUGUUCCCCUUUCCCCUCUUCUCUCCCCCCCUCUCUCUCUGCCUUUACAUUUUGUGUACAUUAAAAAAACAUUUUUAUUGGCAAGAAUAUUGUGCAUUUAUUAUUAUUAUUAUUAUUAUUAUUAUUAUUAUUGUUAUUAUCGUUGUUGUUGUUGCUGUUAUUGUUGUUGUUAUUAUUAUUAUUAUUGUUAUUAUUA